This is a messenger RNA of Parasteatoda tepidariorum (common house spider), 1206 nucleotides long. Its product is annotated as alpha-tocopherol transfer protein-like. Gene Ontology annotation, cellular component: membrane. Lineage: Eukaryota; Metazoa; Arthropoda; Arachnida; Araneae; Theridiidae. Gene Ontology annotation, molecular function: phosphatidylinositol bisphosphate binding. The record is from RefSeq and is a predicted model, not a curated record.
AUUCAAUUAACGACAGAUGACCUCAAGUAAACAAGAAUAAACGAAAUAAUUAUUCUAAAAAUUGUUGAUGAUAACGAUAUUAUUUAGUGGCCUUUUAACGUGCUCAAAACCAGUUUCAAAACUGCCUCAAAUCCACAGAGCUAAGACGUAUUCGUAUUUUUGUAAAAUUUAUUAUUAAUGUGGAAUUUUUAAAACUUUUAACAUGUCGCUGCUUCCAGUUUGGUUCAAAGGAUUAACACCUGAAUUGAUUAAAAAAGCUGAAGAAGAAUUGAAUGAGAAACCAAACAUAAAAGCAAAAGUUCUGGUUGAAUUUCGUAGGCUCAUUAAUGACGAGCAAGACUUGUACAGCAGAUUGGAUGAAAACUUUCUUCUGCGUUUUUUACGUGCAAAGAAAUUCAAUGCCAAAAAAGCAAUAAAAGUGUUGAGGAAUUAUUACAACUUCAAAGCUCGACAUGCAGGAGUGUUCACGAAUCUCAAACCAUCUCAAGUAAGAUCUAUAAUGGAAAUGAAUAUGAUAUACUAUUCACCGUACAGAGUUCCUGAUGGUUCGCACAUUGCAAUAUGCAGACUAGGCUCCUAUAACCCACGACUCGCCAAAGCCGAAGAAUUAGUCGCCACCGUUUUCAUCUGCGCAGAAAUGAUACUAGAAUGUGAGGCGUCACAAAUCAGUGGAGGAAUUGUGGUAUUUGAUUUCCUUGGAGCUGGUAUCCAACAAUACACAAAGUUUGUCACUUAUUCCUUCGCCAAAUUCAUUACUAAUGCUUUACAGGAUUGCUGGCCAGAGAGAUUGAAAGGUAUCCAUUUAGUUAACGAACCAUAUGCUUUGCAAGCUGUUUUCUCAAUGGUUAAACUCAUAGGCAAAAGAAAACUAAUGGAAAGAAUCCAUUUGCAUGGAAGUAAUUUAAAUAGUCUGCACGAGCACAUUCCAACGAGUUUUCUUCCACAUGAGUUGGGAGGCACUUUAGGUCCCAUGGACAGCAAAGAAUUCAAAGAUUACUUCUACAGCCAAGAAGAAUUCAUCGAAAGAAUAAACAAAUACGGAAUUUUAGAGAAAAAGAAAUAGCAUUGAAGAAAGGAAUUUUACAAUUGUUUCUUUAUGAACCUUAGUUAUCAUCUUACUAUACUAUUGUGAUAUUACUUAUUCAAAAUUUGAAUAUCUUCCCAUAAAAUGUAUCAAUAAUGCCAUAAUAAAGAAAGGAAAAACUU